AAGGACGGUAGGUGGACGCCGUUAUUGAGAAUCCGUCAAGAUAAACGAAGGAUUUGUGUUCCUCAACGAAAGCGCAGAAGUAGAGCCACUCAGCCGCAUCCAUGGCGUUGCUCGGCCUGAACAUGCCCUUACCGUCUACUUCAGCCACAGUUCCGUCGCUUUUCCCUUCGUCUUCGUCUUUCUCUUCUACAUCGUGUUCUUUUCCCAAAUCCUCCUCUUCGAUCCUCACUCGUCGACCUUUUCUUUGUUCCUCUCUCUUGUUCGUUCCGUCUCUCCACCACCUUUCUGCAACUCUUCUCGUCCCAACCCGUCGGUUACAGAGGCACAUCGUUCGUAUGGCUCCGGAAGAAGAGAAGAUGACUCGUCGCUCACCUCUCGAUUUUCCAAUUGAAUGGGAAAGGCCUAAGCCAGGACGAAGACCAGAUAUAUUUCCUCAGUUUAGCCCAAUGAAGACACCUUUGCCAGCGCCAUUGCCUGCAGAUCCUCCAGAAGAGGAUGAGGAAGAAGAAGAAAAGAAAGAGGAAGAAGAGGAAGAGGAAAAUCCUGAGAAGGAAGAGAACGAUGAGCCAGGACUGCAAUAAUGAAUUGAUUGAGUAGCCUUCGGUACUCCUGAGGUCAUUUUGGUAUCUCCUACCACACUGCUACUUGCCAACCAAUAUGCAGCCUGUCAUGAGGUCACCGUAUGCAAAUGGAAAUUUGAGCCGUCUUUCACGUCCUGUAGCUAAUACUUAACGCAAUAAUUUCUAAUGCAUGAUUGGAAUAAUACUCUUCAUGUUAGGGAGCACUACUAUGAAUGGUUGUGUCUUGGGCAAUUUUGUUUUAAUAUUAAAAUUCUUCUUGUACUUA
Molecule: messenger RNA, 846 nt
Organism: Prosopis cineraria
Lineage: Eukaryota; Viridiplantae; Streptophyta; Magnoliopsida; Fabales; Fabaceae
Exons: 2
Coding region: 102-581 (159 amino acids)
Source: RefSeq, a predicted model, not a curated record